Suillus subaureus is the source of this 391-nucleotide messenger RNA. RefSeq lists its product as uncharacterized. Lineage: Eukaryota; Fungi; Basidiomycota; Agaricomycetes; Boletales; Suillaceae. The record is from RefSeq and is a predicted model, not a curated record. The coding region runs from base 117 to 374 and encodes 85 amino acids. The transcript has a single exon.
GCAUGCGAUGAUCUUCAACUCUACCGCAUUCCUUCGAUGCCACAUCUGACACCACCGGAGCCGCUGAUUUGCCAGCUCAACCUUUUGCGGGUCAACUCUAUUUCUCCAGCUACGAGAUGUAUCUCCACACUUGCAACUUCUUAGGGCUCAACGCGCCGGAUUUGGGAGAUGAUGACAUGAUAGUCGACAGUGAUGGAUUUAUCAGGGAGGAGAAUCGUCCUUGGGCGAGAGCAUCGUGUUCGUUCAAGCGAUCCCAGCUUCCUCCACUGAAGGAGUUGUUUGGAAUGAGAAGGAAAGGCAUGGGGUAUCUGCCAACUCACCUCGGAAAGAUGUUCAAUGGCCGCAUUCUGACUGAGGGAGAUUUUCUCGACUGAGCGCCAGGUCUGUUUAG